This is a messenger RNA of Symbiodinium natans, 2055 nucleotides long. Lineage: Eukaryota; Dinophyceae; Suessiales; Symbiodiniaceae. The record is from the annotation of a GenBank genome assembly.
AUGGAUUGCAAAGCGAGCCUUAGCCCCCUGGAGCAAAGUGCCGCUUCGUACCUGGAUCAGCUUGCACUUGCUCUGGGAGACUUCUUGCCCCUGACUGGAUCUGUUGAUGUCAGGCACUACGAGGUCAGCUCGUCACAUGAUGGGCACUCCGGGCACACUCUCCGCACUGUAGCCGUGGACACGAACCGCUUUCCAGCAGGGUUCAACAACGUUGAUCCUGCAGACCACACGCAUCUUGCAGCUGCCUUCCGGACAUCUCCGUCUUUGCAAGCCGCUGAUGAAAUCGUGGUGGUGCAUGAGGGUCAUACACGCAUGCUUGCGUAUCACCAGAGUGUGGAUGCUCUCGUCGCCAUCCUCCAGACGGCCUUUCCCACCAAGGCUGUCGUGCGAGUGCCUCUGAACGAGCUGCAGGAGCGAUACGGAAGCGCUGCAAGAAAUGAAGCUGCUGAUCAUACAAGCCCGAAGCAAUUUUUCCUCUUGAACGCCGAUCUCUCUGUCGAGGUGGACGGCCAGGGCGACGACGCGGAUGCACCGGCAUCCUACUACCGAUUCCUGCCGAAGCUGGAUCGGUGCAUGGGCUACUUAGGUUGGGAUGUGCGCUCAAAGGCCGCGCACUUCGGCUUUCUCCACCCCAUCCUUGAGCAGUGCUGCAUGCGCUUAGGGGUCCCUCUUUCCACGCUGCAGGCCAGUUUCGCAGUUUCGGAUGCCAACAUCUGUGUCGCCAACCCACGGCAUCGGGAGCAUCUCGCAGGUCUUGUAGAUCGCCUGACAGCUGCCACAAAGGCACCGAACAUCUUCGUGAAGAAUGACAGAGGUACCUAUGGCCUUGGCUUGUGGGCUUUCGCGAGGGGUAGCGAGCUCCGCAAGGGGAACUCGAGCAUUCUAGACAAGCUGUCCUAUGCGCGUCAUGGUGGCAGGGCAACGCGGUUUUUGCUCCAAGAAGGAGUGCCUUCAACUUUGAGAUGUGGACCUGGAGAACGUGAAGGGCGGCCAUUGGAGAUAGUCUUGGUAUGUAUCCGUGGAGAGGUUUGUUCGUAUUUUGCUCGUUUGGGUGCUGGAUCGUCCACGUCGACGGGGAGCUUGAACGUCCCCGGAAGCUGCUUCGUGAGACGCGAGGAGUUCGAGAGCUCGCCAGAGUUCGCGGAAGCAGCGCAGCUGGUGCAAAAGAACUGGGGCCGCUAUGUCCUCCUCGGAAAAGCAGCCAUGCUCGCCAUGGCGCGCGAGGCGAUUUGGUACAGCCUUGGUCUGGCAUCAGGCAGUCUGGAUCUCUAUGAAGCGCCACGCGCCGAGUGGGUGCAGGUGGCGGAGCCUCGUGCUGAAAGCAGCAAGCCUCAGAUGCCUCCAGAAAGUGCCGAUUUGGCUGCUGACGGGGUCGAGUCGAAGCGCAGCCGCCGGCGCAAGAUGCAACGCGAGUCUUCUCCGCUGCCUCCACAGAUAGCCGAUGCCAUGCUGCGCCGGCUCGUGUCCAAGGCCAUGUCUUUGGUAGCUCGGCAUCUGGAAGGUGUUGCUGGAUCGCGCAUCGCCCGACAGAGGUUCGCUCAAACUCUCGCAGUGUGGCGGCGGGAGGCCUUGAAGGACCUGCGCCGGGAUAAUGGCAUCUCACCAGAUGAGGCCCAGAAUACUUCGGUGUCCUCACUCAGGGAGUUGGUCGUGAGCUUUCUGGGCGAGAUCUUGAGCGAGCCCAUCCCUGCAGACUCCCUGUGCUUUGAGUCAGGUGAUGAACUAGCAGGAGGCAAGCAUCAAUGCGAUCCUGGUGGAGCACCAGCAGAUGACAGUGCAACCGGCAAGCCUGCGCUUCCCAGCCCUCAGGAGGAUCCAGCGAAGAAGGCGGAGAAGAAGACUGCGCCACAGACCUCUGGGCCCAUGUCCGGAAAGGCUGUUGACGAGUAUCUCCGUGCUGCGGUGGCUGCACGGAUGAAAUUCGUGCCUGCCGCGGAGAAGCCCGCUGUUGCCAAGCGGGCGCAAGAGGUCAAGAAGAAGAUGCAAUCACAAGCUUUUUCCACGGAGUCCGAGCUUAGCGCUGAAUUCGAGCGCCUGAUGGACUCCAAGCCUUAA